AUGUGGACAACCUGCUACGACGACGAUAUUGAAAGGAGGCAAGACUUUGAGUACGACGCGCCUGCACCUCGCUACCGUGGCAUAAGAGGAAGACCAGAGAUUGAAAAACCACCCCACCCUCUGUCCCGUGGAGCUCGCCAUGACCAAGACGCUAUCCCAGAUAUCUAUCUGCACGAGCACAGCGUAGUCACCGCGCCCUCGACAGGCUCACGCAUCUACAACCUCUGGCGCCUAUCCAACAACUUGUACACCCGCCACACUACUGGCAACCACCACGACCGCCAACGAGAAUUCUACACGCUCUUUUGUGCCUAUGCUCACGGCCUCUCCCUCGGCGCUCGUGCGGUCCCCUUCCGCAAUGCAGUCAUCGAAGCCGUGAUCGAGCUGCUCGACGAUUAUGACGGGCCCUGGCAGAACACGGGAUGGCACGCCCUUCGGGACGCAACGGCGCAUCACCCAGAGUGCCAAUUGCGCAAGCUUGUUGCGUUCAAAUUCGUUGUGAGCGUGUACGAGGGUAUGUGGACAUGGCUGGGUCCGAACGCUAUCGGCGAUGAGGAUAUGUUAGCAUUGGCAAAGAGGACAAAGGCGGAGCUGCCGGUGGGGAGGAAGGGGCGGGAGGUAUGGCAGGAGGUUGUCAAUGAAAGGCCUCGGUUUCAUGAGCCGCGUCAUAGAGAGAGCGAGGAUGACAAGAUAGCGAUGCUUUGA
Ascochyta rabiei is the source of this 705-nucleotide messenger RNA. RefSeq lists its product as uncharacterized. Bases 1 to 705 code for a protein of 234 amino acids. Lineage: Eukaryota; Fungi; Ascomycota; Dothideomycetes; Pleosporales; Didymellaceae. The record is from RefSeq and is a predicted model, not a curated record. The transcript has a single exon.